AUGAAGGCCUUCACGCUCGUCACGCUGGCCACGGCCGUCAGCGCCCACAGCAUCUUCCAGAAGGUGUCGGUCAACGGCGCGGACCAGGGCCAGCUCAAGGGCGUUCGCGCGCCGGCUAGCAACUACCCGGUCCAGGACGUCGGCAGCUCCGCCAUGGCCUGCAACACCAACAUCGUGUACCGCGACAGCACCGUGAUCCAGAUCCCGGCCGGUGCCCGUGUCGGCGCGUGGUGGGGGCAUGAGAUUGGUGGCGCUUCAGGCCCGAACGACCAUGACAACCCGAUCGCGGCGUCGCAUCACGGCCCCAUCCAGGUCUACCUGGCCAAGGUCGACAACGCGGCCUCGGCCUCGGAGUCGGGCCAAAAGUGGUUCAAGAUUGCCGAGCGCGGCUUCAGCAACGGCGUGUGGGCCGUCGACGAGAUGAUUGCCAACGGCGGCUGGCACUACUUCGACAUGCCCUCCUGCAUCGCCCCGGGCCAAUACCUGAUGCGUGUUGAGCUGCUCGCCCUGCACAGCGCCUCGACCGCGGGUGGUGCCCAGUUCUACAUGGAGUGUGCCCAGAUCCAGGUCACCGGCUCCGGCUCCUCCUCGGGGUUCAGCACCGUCUCCUUCCCAGGCGCCUACCCCUCCAACGACCCGGGCAUCGUCGUCAGCAUCUACGGCGCCAACGGUGCCGCCGACAUGGGCGGCCGCACCUACCAGAUCCCCGGCCCGCGGCCCAUCACCUGCUCGGGCGGCGGCAACAACAACGGUGGCUCGCCGACCAGCAGCGCCGGCGGCAGCCAGCCCACCAACGGUGGUGGCAGCGUGGCCUUGUACGGGCAGUGCGGUGGUACCGGGUACUCGGGCCCGACGACCUGUGCGCAGGGCAAGUGCACGGCGCAGAGCCAGUGGUAUAGCCAGUGCUUGCCUUAA
Molecule: messenger RNA, 915 nt
Organism: Dichotomopilus funicola
Lineage: Eukaryota; Fungi; Ascomycota; Sordariomycetes; Sordariales; Chaetomiaceae
Product: glycosyl hydrolase family 61-domain-containing protein
Exons: 3
Coding region: 1-915 (304 amino acids)
Biological process (GO): carbohydrate metabolic process
Cellular component (GO): extracellular region
Molecular function (GO): cellulose binding
Source: RefSeq, a predicted model, not a curated record